This is a messenger RNA of Acanthosepion pharaonis, 1026 nucleotides long. NCBI's taxonomy places the organism in Eukaryota, Metazoa, Mollusca, Cephalopoda, Sepiida, Sepiidae. The record is from the annotation of a GenBank genome assembly.
AUGCAGACUUUUCUCAGCAAUGUUAUAGUUAGUGUCAUGGUGAUUAUGAUGGCUCCACCAUCUGCCACCAACCACUCUGUUCACUGUCACACACAUCCACACGCCAUCAUCAAUUCUGCUGAGGCAACUGCUGCUGAUUUUGCCAUUUCUUUGAGGGGGAUAAAUGUCUCUCUCAUUUGUCAAUCUAUCUUAGCCUCUUCAUAUUUAUCUGUCCCAAUCUGUUCAUAUCUAUCUAUCACAAUCUUUUCAUAUAUGUCUAUCUAUCUUGAUUUGUUCAUGUCUGUCUAUCUAUCUCGGUCUCUUCAUGUCUGUCUAUCCCGUCAUUAUCCAUCUAUCUCGGUCUCUUCAUGUCUAUCUAUCUAUUCAUCCGGUCUUUCAUGUCUGUCUAUCUAUCUAUCCCGGUCUCCUUCAUGUCUGUCUAUCUAUCUAUCCCGGUCCCUUCAUGUCCGUCCAUCUCCAUCCCGUCUAUCUAUCUAUCUGUCUGGCCCCUUCAUGUCUGUCAUCUAUCUAUCUACCUCGGUCUCUUCAUGUCUGUCUAUCUAUCUAUCUCGGUCUCUUCAUGUCUGUCUAUCUAUCUAUCUCGGUCUCUUCAUGUCUGUCUAUCUAUCUAUCUCGGUCUCUUCAUGUCUGUCUAUCUAUCUAUCUCGGUCUCUUCAUGUCUGUCUAUCUGUCCUCUACCUCUCGUCUCUUCAUGUCUGUCUAUCUAUCUAUCCGGUAUGUCCUCGGUCUCUUCAUGUCUGUCUAUCUAUCUAUCUCGGUCUCUUCAUGUCUGUCUAUCUAUCUAUCUCGGUCUCUUCAUGUCUGUCUAUCUAUCUAUCUCGGUCUCUUCAUGUCUGUCUAUCUCUCAUGAUAUCUGAUGGUUCUCGAAAGAGUUUAAGUGACAAGUCCUUGGAAUAUCCAGUAUCAUCAUCUCUUCCCUAUUAUUAUUAUUAUUAUUAUUAUUAUUAUUAUCUAUCUAUCUAUCUAUCUAUCUAUCUAUCUAUCUAUCUAUCCUCAUUUACGUUUCACACAAGUGGUAUCUGGUGA